AUGCUACCGAAACGACGGCGAGCGCGGGUCGCGUCCCCCAGCGCCGCCCCUUCCUCCGCGGUGCGCUUCCCGGGGGUCACUAUCUACCUGGCAGAACCACACAUGGGCCGCAGUCGCCAGGGUUUUCUCACACGCCUGGCUGUCUCCAAGGGUUUCCACGUCCUUAAUGCCUACAGCCCGGAGGUGACACAUGUGGUGAUGGAGGGGACCUCAGCGGAGGAGGCUGUCUGCUGGCAGGAGCGCAAGACGUCGGCUCUUCCCCCAGGUUGUACCCGCCCAGCGCUUUUAGACAUAAGUUGGUUCACAGAGAGCAUGGAAGCUGGGCAGCCUGUCCCUGUGGAAUGCCGGCACCGCCUGGAGGUGGCUGUGCCCAAAAAGGAGAUGCCAAGCCCAGCAUGGAUGCUGCCCUAUGCCUGCCAGCGUCCCACACCUCUCGUGCACCACAAUGCCAGCCUCUCGGAGGCUCUGGAGACGCUGGCAGAGGCCGCUGGCUUUGAUGGCUGUGAAGGCCGCCAGAUCGCCUUCUACAGAGCGGCCUCAGUGCUCAAGGCCCUCCCCAGCCCGGUCACAACCCUGAGCCAGCUGCAGGGCCUGCCGCACUUCGGAGAACACUCCUGCAGAGUUGUCCAGGAGCUGCUGGAACACGGAGUAUGUGAGGAGGUGGAGAGAGUCCAGCUCUCAGAGAGGUACCAGACCAUGAAGCUCUUCACUCAGAUCUUUGGGGUCGGGGUAAGGACUGCUGACCAGUGGUACCAAAAAGGGCUCCGGACACUGGAUGACCUCCGAGAGGAGUCCCAGAGACUGACCCAGCAGCAGAAAGCAGGACUCCAGCACCACCAGGACCUGAGUGCCCCGAUCCUGCGGUCAGAUGUUGAGGCCCUGCAGCAAGUGGUGGAGGCAGCCGUGAGGCAGGCCCUUCCUGGGGCCACUGUCACGCUGGCCGGAGGCUUCCGGAGGGGGAAGUUGCAGGGCCACGACGUGGAUUUCCUCAUCACCCACCCCCAGGAGGGCCAGGAGGCAGGGCUGCUGCCCAGAGUGAUGUGCUACCUGAAGAAGCAGGGCCUUGUCCUGUACCACCAGCACAGCCACCAGGGAGACCUGACGCAGCAGAGCCACACCAUGGAUGCCUUUGAGAGGAGUUUCUGCAUUUUCCGCCUGCCACAACCCCCAGGGGCUGCUGUGGGUGGUGCCCAGAAGCCCUGCUUCGCCUGGAAGGCGGUGCGGGUGGACCUGGUGGUUGCCCCUGUCAGCCAGUUCCCCUUUGCCCUGCUUGGCUGGACUGGCUCCAAGCAUUUUGAGCGGGAGCUACGCCGCUUCAGCAGGAAGGAGAGGGGCCUCUGUCUGAACAGCCAUGGUCUGUUUGAUCCGGAGCAGAAGACGGUUUUCCACGUGGCCUCAGAGGAAGACAUCUUCAGACUCCUGGACCUUGAGUACCUUCCCCCAGAGCAGAGAAAUGCCUGA
Messenger RNA from Rangifer tarandus platyrhynchus (Svalbard reindeer), 1461 nucleotides. The record is from the annotation of a GenBank genome assembly. Lineage: Eukaryota; Metazoa; Chordata; Mammalia; Artiodactyla; Cervidae.